AUGGUUGACGUCCUGAAUGUUGCUCUCUUGAUUUUCGCGUUAAUCGUGACUCGUCUCGUCACGAAUAGAUUUUAUCUGUCUGGGAUUCCUGGCCCAUCGCUGGCAGCCUACACCCGACUGUGGAAGCUGUACACCGUAUGGAAGGGCGACCACCAUCACACGGAGAUUGGCCUUCACCGGAAAUAUGGCCCUUUGGUACGCACCGGCCCCAGACAGGUCUCAGUGAGCGACCCAAAGGCGAUCCCCAUCAUUUAUGGCAUCAAUGGAGGCUUUACCAAGACGGCUUUAUAUCCAAUUCAGUCCAUAUCAUGGGACAAGAAACCUCAGAUGAACCUUUUCUCCACUCGAGAUGAGCGUUUUCAUCGUGAUCAGAAACGUCCGAUCGCCAGCGCUUACAGUAUGACCAAUAUUCUCGAAAUGGAGCCUGCCGUCGACUCGUGCACCGAGCUGUUUCUCUCUCAGAUGGGAAAGAUGGUGCAAGAAAAGGUGCCCAUUGAUCUCGGAAUGUGGCUGCAAUACUAUGCCUUCGAUGUUGUCGGCGAACUGUCUUUUGCUCAGAAGCUAGGGUUCUUAGAGAAAGGCCAGGAUGUAGACAAUAUGAUAGAGGCGAUACGGGGAAUGCUCAUAUAUGCGUUGAUGUGCGGCCAGAUUCCGGAGGCUCACAACGUCCUCCUCGGCAACCCGCUCUUCCCUAUAUUGCUCCCUCAAAUGGAAUCAUGGAACCAGGUGGUCGUAUUCACCCUGAAGGCAAUCAAUCACCGGGCGUCCCUACAGCGCGACGGGGAUCUAUACCAGGACGAGAUAGGCGAAGCGACUGGCGGAAAAGACAUGAUGUCUCGGUGGCUGGCAAUUCAUAACGCAGACCCGGCACGGCUAUCGACAAGGGACCUAAUCGUCCACCUAUCGACAAAUGUCUUCGCUGGAUCUGAUACAACUGCAAUCGCCCUGCGCUCGAUUCUCUAUCAUCUCAUCUGUCACCCGGACAAAAUGUCAAAAGUGCGAGCGGAGAUUGACACGGCAGACCGAGAAGGCAAGCUUAGUAACCCGAUCUCCUACCAGGAAUCCACCACACAUCUUCCGUACUUCGGUGCGGUGAUGAAAGAAGCGAUGCGUUUGCACCCGUCUGUUGGAGGCAAUCUCGAACGUCAUGUGCCACCGCAAGGCGUCACUCUUUGCGGUCAAUACAUCCCUGGCGGUACAAAGGUUGGUAUUAAUGCUUGGGUUGUCCACCGAGACCCGGUUGUCUUUCCUCAGCCGGAUUCCUUCAUCCCUGAGCGAUGGCUAGACAGCCCUCCCGAAAAGCUGAAGGAAAUGGAGAAAGCCUUUUUCAGCUUCGGUGCAGGUUCACGAUCCUGUGUUGGGAAAGCAAUCUCUCUGAUGGAGAUGCAGAAGAUUCUGCCUCAGCUACUCCGCGAAUUCGAUAUUCAAUUGCAUCAAAACAAGCCGUGGAAGACGAGAAAUGUGUGGUUUGUGCAGCAGGAGGAGUUCAUAUGCGACUUGACCCCAAGGCUGCGUUUGUAA
Messenger RNA from Aspergillus bombycis, 1521 nucleotides. RefSeq names its product cytochrome P450. The record is from RefSeq and is a predicted model, not a curated record. The transcript is spliced from 2 exons. The coding region runs from base 1 to 1521 and encodes 506 amino acids. Gene Ontology annotation, molecular function: iron ion binding; heme binding; oxidoreductase activity, acting on paired donors, with incorporation or reduction of molecular oxygen. Lineage: Eukaryota; Fungi; Ascomycota; Eurotiomycetes; Eurotiales; Aspergillaceae.